Messenger RNA from Capsella rubella, 1197 nucleotides. RefSeq lists its product as uncharacterized. The transcript is spliced from 2 exons. The record is from RefSeq and is a predicted model, not a curated record. The coding region runs from base 1 to 1197 and encodes 398 amino acids. Lineage: Eukaryota; Viridiplantae; Streptophyta; Magnoliopsida; Brassicales; Brassicaceae.
AUGACCGUAGGAGAAGAUUUGGGGAAGGUUCACGCAAUCGAUAUUGACGCGGGACGUGUUCGGGUGUCGAUAGACGGGUUCAAGCCUCUGGCUUUUGAGUCGGUUGUAGAAAUUGAGUCGGGUAUCGAAUUUCCGGUUACACUUCGGUACGAGCGACUCUUCGGGUACUAUCGCCUCUGUUCAAGUUUGUGUCAUGAUGAGGAUUACUGCGGAUUGGUUAUAAAUGAGGUAGCUGUGCGCCCUCCCUCGUCUUCUCGGGAUGAAGGGGACAAAAGGAGUCAAAGGUAUAGAGGUGCGGUCGGGGCGUAUAGGAGACGUGGGUCUGACCAUGAGGGUAAACAGCGGGAGCCGAGUAGAGGAAGGGAGAGUGGUGCUGAGUCCCGAGGCGAGGGUGGUCAGAGACAUCACGGGAACAACCAUGAACAUCGAAGCCGGUCUGGUCUUUUUCGCGGUGAACCAUCAAACCGGACCCGGAGGUACACUAGUUAUGCGGCCCUUAAUGCCCAUCGUAGAACAGAGAUUGAUGUGGUGACAGGGGAGAUAGGCAUUGUGGAGCCACAUGAGAGGCAUGCGGUUGAUCCUCAAUCUAAGAAGGUGAGGAAGGCUUUUUUCCAUGAAACGGUGACGAAUGCGGGUGUUGAGGAGGAGGAAGGAUUGAGUGGGCUGGCGGCUGUGGAGGAAAAGGAAGAAGUUCGGGUCCAGACGGGUGCAGCUGCAGAGGAGAACCAACCAGAAGUGGACAGUCCACAGGAGCAAGAGGAACAAAUGAUGGUGGCGACUAGUGAUGCUUUGGUUCUUUCCCUAGGAGACGUGGUGAAUCCAACUGAUGAGCAAGGGUAUGAGGAUGAUUCUGGUCAGUUAGGGGAAUGGGCAAUUGAUCCAAUGGAAACUGAGGUGUUGGAAGCGGAUAGUGGGGAAGCUUUUGUGACAUCACUUGAAGAGUUGGCUCUUGUUGCGGAUGGUGAAGACGACGAAACCAAGAAGAAGCAAGAUGUUGAGAAAGGAAGACGUGGGAAGAAUGUCGCUUUGGCUGGUGCCAGCUCAGAAAAGAGGAUUGCCAAUAUGGUUUCGACACCAAGAAAGAGAUCGGCUCCAAAGUCAACUCAAACCGAGGAGGCCGAUAACCCGAAGAACCGGGAGUUGGACAAAGGGGGUAAUGGUGGCCCUAAACCACCAAAACCAAAGGGUAAUAAAUGA